ACAGUAGUUCCUCUGCAUUAAGAGAAGUACUACACUGGGCUUUGUAAUUCCUAACUGAACAACCAUAAGCUAUGAGUCAGGACUGUAAAAUGACACCUGCCCUGGAAUGCUGGCUAGUCUUUUAAAAAUGCUGGAAAAUGCGUUUUGGCAAUUGACGCUGAGGAACGCGCUUCCGUCCAUUUCGUGUUACGUGUUCGCCUUGCAGGUGCUGAAGGAUAGCGGUCUUGGCACCAUUCAUCAUCUUUUCAGUAAAAUAACUUCGAUACUGGCCACAUUGAUUACGGAAAUUAUUCAGAAGAUGGUAGCAAAACAGAGAAUCCGAAUGGCAAAUGAGAAACACAGCAAAAACAUCACACAGAGGGGAAACGUUGCAAAGACCCUGAGACCACAAGAAGAGAAAUAUCCAGUGGGACCCUGGCUGUUGGCCCUUUUUGUAUUUGUUGUAUGCGGAUCAGCUAUCUUUCAGAUAAUACAGAGUAUCAGAAUGGGCAUGUGAGGACCUGCAAUUUCUGUGGAUCCUUUCUUCACUCUACAGUUUUGUGCACCAGAUGCAAUUUUGGAGCCUCACAAUUAAUGGAAAACAGAAAAAGAAGAAUCUUGCUGGAUUUCGCCUGCACAUUCAUUCCUCAAGUGCAGCCCAGAAAACCUGUUUACGUGACAUCUUGGUGCAUACAUGUUUGAAAUGUCCUUGACAAUGGGGAUGCCUUGCUUUUAUACUGACUCUGUGGUUUAACCAUAUUGGUUGGCUGUAGCAGUGCUGUCUGUGUUUGUUUCACCUGACUAAUGUAUGUGUUUGAAAAUGUAAUUGCUCAAUACUAUGUACCAUAAUUCAUUUCUACUAUUAUGUGUGUAUGAUCUAUAGAGUACAUUUUACAAAUAAAUGUGUUUAAUACUCCUGUUUGUUGUGUUUUAAAGACAUGGUUUUAGUGAUGUCUGUAUUUUAUACAAUGAGAUAUUGAAUGAUCAUUUGGGUGGGGCUUUUAAAAAGAUCAGUCACUACAUUAAGUUAUAAAAACAGGAGCAGCUUUUUCAGGUGUGAUUUAUUCCUUCGCUGGAGUAUUGGGAGCUGUGAUUAACCUAUUAACUGCUGACUGAAAUCUGAAAGGCAACAUUAUCUCUUAAAAACACUUUUAUAAUAAAAAAACAUUUUAUCACGUUAUUAUGUAAUAAACGCAAGAGGAGAUUUUUAGGGUGUGUAACUAAUAAAAACAUUAUUGAUGUAAUAACUGAUACAACGUACCUGAACAUGUAGCUUGUAAAUAAAGGUGCUGUUCCUUGCGGACAAACAUCCUUUCCUGUAUGAAGUCAAAUGACAGUUUAAUGAGAAUCUGGGAAUGUGACUAACUGUACUGGACACAAAGAAACUCUGAAGAAAGAGGGGAUUAGUGCUGAGUCCAGGACGUUGUUUGUUGCAAGAAGUGAUUCCUGUUGAAGCAGCAUGUGAAUUCAUUGAUUGAUCUGAACGACUGGUUGCUUCCUAAGGACAUAGAAUCAAACAAUGUUUACACCAGUGUAAUUGUGAAUCACGUGUAAAAAUAUAUUUAAAGGAACGAGUAAUGGCUUUUAUACAAUUUUACACUUCUUCACAAAAAUAGGACUGAUAUUUUACACGUCAGCUGGGCACCAAAAAGAUCAUACAAGUCCAGCCAUACAGCAUGCCACACAAUUUUACAUCCAAAUAGGAUUCGGAUAUGAUGAUGUUACAGUGCACCGAUGAACGCACUUAACACUUUUCUUACAAGUUUUUAUUGUAAUCUUUGAAGUUAUGGAUGGGUGACAACAGAUUUAACCAUUUUGGUGAACUAAACAUUGCAAAUGAAGUAUGUUGGCAUAUACCAAACAAACAUGUUUUUCCAAUAACCCAAGUGUCCACAGUAAAGUGCUUAGUUUAUUUCAUCCAAUUGUCAUUCUGCAUGCAAAUACGAGCCUUAACCAAUACUGAAGUUAUCAAGGGACACAAGCGUUAUUGUAUAAAGAGUACAUGAUCUAAGCAAUACAUGGGUAAUACAACGGCACAGUCCUGCUAUUUGUUAAUGAUUUGGGUGAAACCCUCCUAUUGUGCUCAAGUCUCUUGUAGUUUGCAGACUGGUUUUAUUUAGGUAGAACCAGUAUAGUAAAAAGCUGAUCACAAAUGUGCCAAUAUAGUUGUACUUUAAGCCAUGGCUGCAAGAUUCAGUAGUGGGACAUAUAUUGUAAAUGUUCAAAAUGUUGUUGACACAGUCACUACAAAAAGGGCAGAUUUUGUCUGGCACAUUGCACUUAGCAAAGUCUGCAGUUCAACAAUAGGGUCAUUCCAUGUCAACUCAACCAGAGCUUCCCACCUUUGCUUAUAUUUUGUGUAAUCGAUACAGGUCGGGUAUGAAACCAGGCCAAAUCUUUUAAGCUGAAUGAUGAAGAUUUGCUGAGAUACACCCACAAAUUAUUAUUAUUUUUUUUAGGGGGGUGCAGUCACACUUGAAAUGCGUCUCAUUUUUGCGUGAUUUUGAGCAUCUAAAAGUAUAUUUAUAAUGUCAGUAGCCCUAUGAAUGUGUGUACAAUAUAACCCAAAACAACAUAAAUGCAUGAUGUUCUGGUUUGUGCAUUUAUUAAACUGUGAAAGAGAGAGAUUACCAAGUCAAUUAAUUCACCACAAAUCCUUCAAAUCCUCAUCUAUAAGCCCACCAAAGGUCUGUUUGUUAACUCGUGUCCCACAAGGGGUUUCAGCCCUUCAAAGAUGGGGCCAUUUUCAACACUUUCAUCCUGAAGCCUUUUUGUGUGGUCAUUAAAUCAGACAGUAAAGUGAUAUCUUGUCUGCUUUAGAAGAAACAUGCACUUAAAAAUCACUCAAGAAUUGGACAAUUGAACAAUGUUUCAAUUUUAAGCCCCCAGCAACACAGAAAUACAAAGCAGUGGUACUUAUUUUGCAUGAAUUCUACAGAAGACCUCCCUGCUAUCUGUACAGAAGCAUUCAUAGGGCUACACUGACAUUCUAAAUAUCACACACUCCCUCCUACAAAAGGGGGCUUAUCUCAGCAAAUCUUCACCAUUGAGCUUAAAUAUUUUGUCUAGUUUCAUACCUGACCUGUAUCUACCACUACACAAAACAUAAGCAAAAUGAAAAUUGGAUUUUGGUUGAUUUGACACAGAAUGACCCAGUCUUGUGUGUUUACUCUAUUAAUCCAGCUACAAUAAAAAAAAAGAGCUUGGAUUUAGCUGUGUAUAUACUGUCAGUGUUUAGAGUAUGGUAUCUUAAACAACAUGAAUAAUUACACUUAUGUAACCAAUUCAUGUUUGACAUGCAGAUUUGCCAGGUUACCUCACAGUGACAGCCACAUUAAACUGUGGUUCCAGUAGACAUGUUUAGUUGUUUUUAUUAUUCCUUAGCAACCAUAGAUGAUGACUGUUUGAUAAUUUAGCAACAGUAAGCUCGUUUUCUAAAUGAUUUGCACCCCUGCAUGUGUUCCUGCACUAUAUCUCCAUGAUCUCUUAGUCUGACUUACACUUUCUUCAGUACCAAAUGGGAAAGUGAAACAGACAUAAUGCACAAUGCUGAUAGCAAUGCAUUCAGAAUGGGCUAGGGAAUGUAUAUGACAAAGAGCAGCAACAUAUCUGCAGGCAUACGUCACACUUGAAAGUGUAAGGCUGAGCAAAUCAGCGGGUAGUAAGUGCCAUACCAGAACAAGGCUCCUGUUGGAUACUGACUGGGGAUCACAUUUCCAAAUGAGAUAGCGAGAGAGAAUAAAUAAAUAAUGACAACCAGUUUUUCUAGGACCAUGAGCCACAGAAUAUUUUACAAAAAUGUGCUGGCAUCUUACCUAAAGGUAUUUGGUAAAAAGAGACAAAACGGUUUUUUUUUGUUUGUUUUGUUUUAACAAACUACAAAAACAAAUAAAUAAAUAUAUUAACAAUACAUUCUUCCACUUUCACAAAUUAAAAUAAAAAGCACACAUUUGUAGUAAGAACUGGCAAUGCAGCUCCAAGUGUAUAUUACAAAUGCGCCCCUUUCCCAACCUGUAAAUAGAAUCCCUUUGCUAGUGCGUCGCCAUGGAGGUUUGCCGUUACCAGGAUUCCUUAGCAACCAGCAUUCAGUUAUAGACUCUGUCCCCUGCUGAACUUCAGGGAUUUCCUGCAAGGCUAUGCCACUGGUUGCGAUGUUUUAUUUACCGUUAAAACAACACUCUCUCGUGAAAGCUUUCUCAUGUGCAUUGCAGCGCUUCGAAACAAUGUUACCCGCGCCAUGCCAUAUCCUGUUCCCCUGGCGUCACCGGGGAACCCCUCGCACUGCACCAUGUGAGGAGGCGGGGAUUGGGAGGGACUCCGGGGGAGAGAACACGCUUCAAAACUCCAGCCCGAAUUCACAGACUGCUCGGGGUGGUAGAGAGUUCAUGUUGAGAAGAAGUUUUACUGUGUAUAAAUUACACAUUACUGUGGGGAGAAAUGAUUAAAAAAAAAUGCACUUAAACCUGUUUACUGGGACAUUUACUUGGUCCACAAUGGCACGCUUGCUUUUCAGCUUAGCAUUUUGAGUGGAAAUGUUGUGGAAAAG
Polyodon spathula (Mississippi paddlefish) is the source of this 4525-nucleotide messenger RNA. Its product is annotated as stress-associated endoplasmic reticulum protein 2-like. The record is from RefSeq and is a predicted model, not a curated record. Gene Ontology annotation, biological process: endoplasmic reticulum unfolded protein response. Lineage: Eukaryota; Metazoa; Chordata; Actinopteri; Acipenseriformes; Polyodontidae. The coding region runs from base 107 to 496 and encodes 129 amino acids. Gene Ontology annotation, cellular component: endoplasmic reticulum. The transcript has 3 exons.